GGUCCCACAUCUUCCCUGGAAGACGACCUGAGUUUCAUGUCUGCCACCCUCGCCUGCACUCCCACCGGUGGAACCAAAGUGGUAAGCAGUUCAAAUCCCUAGACUGGGACACCCUCGGCAUACUCAGCACAAAGCUUCCUCAGAUCCCAAUGAUCUUAUAAGUAAUUUUAUAAUUUUGAGGGCGACCUAAUUUUCGUUCAUUAAAGAUCGUGGGAUUUGGGAGGGAGAGGGGAAGGCUACCAUUUCGGCUUAGUUUGAUCAAACGCUACCAAGCUAAACAUGUUUUGGUUUUCUACGUUAAAAGGGGUACAUAAAUUGAUAACAACCAUGGCCAACAGCCACUAAAGAGCUACGCGUCACAUGGCAAAGAAAAUGUUAGAAAGAGGAAACAAUGGAGAGGAGAGAAAAUGAUAAGAGAGGAGGAUCGAAUUCGUGAAACUUGUUAAAACGUAGAGGAAAGGAGAGAGUGACAGAAGUGGAGAUAGAAAGAGAACGAGAGAGAGAAGAAGAAGAAGAAGAAGAAGAAGAAGAAGAAGAAGAAGAAGAAGAAGAAG
Messenger RNA from Aplysia californica (California sea hare), 554 nucleotides. RefSeq lists its product as uncharacterized. The record is from RefSeq and is a predicted model, not a curated record. Lineage: Eukaryota; Metazoa; Mollusca; Gastropoda; Aplysiida; Aplysiidae.